This is a messenger RNA of Colletotrichum scovillei, 3543 nucleotides long. RefSeq lists its product as uncharacterized. The record is from RefSeq and is a predicted model, not a curated record. Gene Ontology annotation, molecular function: zinc ion binding. The transcript has 2 exons. Bases 644 to 3208 code for a protein of 854 amino acids. NCBI's taxonomy places the organism in Eukaryota, Fungi, Ascomycota, Sordariomycetes, Glomerellales, Glomerellaceae.
GGUAUUCUCCUCAUCCUGACCCCCAAAGUCACCUGCGGAGAGCAAAGCUGUUUGUCUGCCGCACUUGAGCAAGUCCCGUCUCACACACAGCUCCCGAGGGUCAAGACCUUCCACCAUAGAGAGAACGAGACGCAGAGACGCACACGCAUCAUCCGCCUGGCCCGUCUCCACCUCCACCACCUCCACCCGCCCACUCCAGUUUCCAGUGUCCCAUCUCUGAUCCGGUCGCUCCUUCCUCGUCUGCUCACCUUCUUUCUCCACCCGGCCACCGACCGCCGACCCCCAUCAUCCUCCAACUCACUUAUCUUUCCCACUCCCCGUCCCUUCACCCUCUCAACCAUCUUUCGCCAUCUACCCGGACAGCUUGCUUUGUCCGUUUUUCUUUUCCUCCCUCUCACCAACUCCGCCCUUACAAUCAACCAUCUACAACAAUCAACAAAUACCCUGUAUCCGUCUGGUAUUCCUUGAACCCCCGACGUAAGGAGGAAGACGCACCUUCUACCCCGACCGAGCGAGCCUCGUGCACCGUGCUACUUGGCCGCCUAUCAGUGAAACAUCCGCCAGAGCCGUCAUCCCUUCCCCGCCUGGCCGACCGCGAGUUUCCUCUUCAUCCAUACCCGGAGUCUACUUUUCAUCAUUCAAAAUGGCGUCCUCAUCAGCAACAACGCCAGACACUCAGGUCACUCUGAAGAUCAACUUCGACGGCAUGACUCGCCGCCACAAGCUCCCACUGCGCGACAUGGGACCCAGCACUCUUGAAGAUAAGGUGAGAGCUCUUUUGGGCGUUACCUCUGAUGCCAACGUUACUCUCGAGAGGUAUUCCGAUUCGGCUGGUUCGUACAUCACACUCGAUAAGCAGAAUGUCUCAGUCUACAAGCAGCUUUACAGAGCUGCCAAGGCCAAGCAAAAACUCAAGCUUCGUGUCACCAAGUUGUCCGAGGAGAAGAUGUCUCCCAGACCAGUAUCAGUGGAGGAUGUGCCCGAGUCCAGCACUCCUCUCGCUGAGAAGGAGGCCGAGGAGCAGAAGCCGGAGGAUGCCGCGACGCAACCCCUCGUUGAUCUGAGGCAAUCUAGCGUCAUUGACAACGAGACCAAGAAGGAACUGCCCACGAGCGACACCGGACUUGACUUCGAGGCCUCCAUCCUUGCAUCACUGCUGAGAAGACAUGCCAAGAUCAACGACGAGGAGGUGCCUGCCGCUUCUGCGGACAUUCCCGUUUCUGAGGGUAUCACGGCCCGAGACCAGUGGUUCGCUAAUGCUGCCGCCGCCGAGACUCCGUCACGAGCUUCUUGGGGCCGCUGCCCCGCAUUGAUGCACCCCAACACCAACUUUGCCGUGUGCUGCAACAGCUGCGACCAAACAGUUCCCGAAGCUCAUUACCACUGCUCCACAUGCGACGAUGGUGAUUUCGAUCUUUGCCAAAACUGCGUUGACCAGGGUAUCACUUGCUACGGCGCUGACCACUGGCUCAUCAAGAGGAUUGUCAAGAAUGGCCAAAUCAUCAACAGCACUACGGAGACGAUUGCACCAAAGCCCAAGGCCAAGGUCGAGGAGUCGGUUCCAGAGCCUCCCAGGGCGCCCGCCAACAUCAGUGAGCUCCUUCGUCCAGUUUUCAACACUGCGCUGUACAGCAUGCGCACCUGCAACUGCUGCGUGACGGAACUUCCAGAGUCCAGCUUCCUCCACUGCGCAGCUUGCGAGGAUUUCGACUUGUGCCACGCAUGCUUCGAGAAGGACUCUCAUGGUCACAACCCCAAACACUCCUUCGUCCCCGCCGUUGAGGGUGUUCACGUCCCCAGCCACAUUCAGAUCAAGCUGGCUCCUGGCCGCAACCAGAGCCACAAUGCCAUCUGCGACGGCUGCGACAAGUACAUUGCUGGUGUCCGCCACAAGUGCCUCGAUUGCCCCGACUGGGACUACUGCGCUGACUGCAUCGUGAACUCCAAGUUUGUUCACCCCAACCACCGCUUCGUUCCCAUCUACGAGCCUCUCGAGGAGGUCCGCAGCCGUGCCAUCAGCCGCUCUGUGCACUUUGGUAUCUGCUGCGAUGGGCCCCUGUGCGCCCGCACUUACAACGCACCCUCCUACAUCUCGGGCGUUCGAUACAAGUGCACUGUUUGCCACGACACUGAUUUCUGUGCCAACUGUGAGGCUAGCCCUGCUAACACCCACAACAAGACCCAUCCCCUCGUCAAGUUCAAGACGCCAGUCCGUCACGUCACUGUUACCACUACUGGCGAGCGUGGAGAUGGACAGCGUAUGCAGCAGAUGGGCGACCGCAGUCUUCGCCGCACUAGCUCUCGCUCUACUGAGACUACCGCAAACGCUUCCAUUAACGUUCCACAGACCGUUGUGGAUGUGAAGCCCACAGAGCCGGCUGUCAAGGAAGAGGUUGUCGAGAAGACCCCUGAGCCCGAGGCUAAGCCGAUCAUCAAGGAGGAGGUUGUUGAGGAGACCCCCAAGGUAGAAGCCAAGGAGGAGGUGGUCGAGGAGAAGACCGUGCCGAUUGUUGAGAAGCCCCUUUCCGAGCAGGAUCUUCAGGCUGUCUUUGUCCGCGAUACGGUCGCCGAUGGCACUCUUCUGCCGCCCAACCACGUCUUUGAGCAGACAUGGGUCCUCCGCAACGACGGUGAUGUUGCAUGGCCUGCGGGAUGUUCAGUCAAGUUUGUUGGUGGCGACUACAUGGGCCACGUUGACUCGAACCACCCGGCCGGUAUCUCUGAGCUCGUUUCUGCCUCAGAGUCGACUGUCUGCUAUGCACCGCUCGCCCCUGGCCAGGAGUUCUCUUUCAACGUGCUCCUCCGCACACCUGCGCGCGAGGGCAAGAUAAUUUCUUACUGGCGCCUGACGACCAAGGAUGGUUUGAAGUUUGGCCACAGACUCUGGUGCGAUGUCAGCGUCCAGACGACUCAGCCAGCUCCUGAGGAGCCUAAGCAAGAGUCCAAGGAGAUCCCCACUGAGAUGCAGAGCAGCACCAUGAUUUUCCCCAAGCUCGAGAAGGAAUCCCCUGUCUCUAGCAUCCACCAGGAGGUGAAGUCUGAGUCUGCUCGCGCGACCAGUUCAGAGGCCGAGGAGUAUGAAGACUGCGGCGAAGAAGAGGACUGGGAUGCUUCUGAUGACGGCUUCAUGACUGACGAGGAGUACGACAUCCUGGAUGCCUCUGACGAGGAGUUCCUCGAGGAGCAGCAGCGGAGACUCAGAAAGUAAAGUACUUGAGAUCUUUCUAGUUUCGCUUUACCACUGGAAUCGGAGUGAUCGGUGGUGUAUUUGGGGGUAUGGGUUUCCUUGCAUGUCUCAUUUCAUCAGGCCUGGGGUUAUUUGAUUUCAUUUGGAACCUGGUUUUAAGAGAGUGAACCGGUAGCUGGAGGUGGCAUAAGCAAAGCCGGCAAGCCUUCUCAAUAGCGGAAAACGCGAGCUACCGGUGAUCCGUCUUUCAGGUUAGGUCGAGGGCGACGCUCGUUUCAUGAUUCUUCAUGACAGAUUACAGAUUGGUACUUGUAGGUUUUAGGAAGCAAUGAACCGUAGCUUUAACAGCGUUUUCG